AUGGGCAGGUUCCAAUACCGGCCUCAAGAGAAGGAGGAAGGGAUGUCGGUUUCUACCUGGCAUGAUAUCUCCCACCUCUCAAUAUCAACACCCGAGCUAGUAAACACACUGAGGCAGAUGGGCCAACAGGUUAAGUGGCCUCCAAAAAUGAAGGCACCUGACUCGUUCCGAAACACGGAACUCUGGUGCGACUUCCACCACGAUCAUGGCCAUAAAACCAAAGACUGCAUCGCCCUGAGGAUCGAGGUCAACGAACUACUCCAAAAGGGGCAUCUCCGAGAAUUCCUCUCAGAGAAAGCCAAGGCCCACCUUGGCAAAGAAACACCAGGGAGAUCCAAAGGAGCUACACCAGCCUCACCACCUCGCCAAGAUCGGAUGAUUCAUGUCAUAUUUGGAGGCUCAGAAGUGAGUGGAGUGAGCCACGCAGCCGCAAAGAAAAGCACCCGCAACGCUAAUCACAAUCUUGAAACAACCCAACCGAAGCAUGUAGUCCUAAGCACCGACGAAAUAAGCUUCACAGCUAAGGAGCAAGAGAAUAUCCUAGCUCCCCACCAUGAUGCUCUAGUCAUCUCUCUCACCGUGGCAAACUGCUUGGUGAAAAGAAUAUUAGUGGACAAUGGCAGCUCCAGCAACAUUAUCUUCCAGAUGGCAUACCAAAAACUAGGGCUUGAGGAAAGCACCCUGACGCGCACGGCAACACCGCUCAUCGGAUUCAGCGGUGAAAUCAAGCAAAACCGCCGGAGAAGUUGUCCUCCCAGUAUACGCUGA
Messenger RNA from Brassica rapa (field mustard), 768 nucleotides. RefSeq lists its product as uncharacterized. The record is from RefSeq and is a predicted model, not a curated record. NCBI's taxonomy places the organism in Eukaryota, Viridiplantae, Streptophyta, Magnoliopsida, Brassicales, Brassicaceae.